AUGCCUCAAUAUCGCAUCGAACUUUCUGGCAACAACCGUGCCGGAUGCAAGGACGGUGUGUGCAAAAAGGCUGCCAUCAAGAUCACCAAGGGCGAGUUAAGAUUCGGCACCUGGGUUGAGAUUGAUACCCAUGGCAGCUGGUCGUGGAAGCAUUGGGGAUGCGUGUCGGGCGAGCAGAUGCAGCGCCUGCACGAGCAAUGCGACAAGGGCGAUGGCAAGUGGGACUUUGAUGAGAUUGAUGGCUACGAUGAGUUGGCGCAAAACUCUGAGGUGCAGGAAAAAGUUCGUCGCUGCGUGAAGCAGGCGCACAUUGAUCCCGAAGACUUCAAGGGAGAUCCUGAGAAGAAUAAACCAGGUGAAAAGGGCAUCCGUCUCAGCGCCAAGGAGAAGGCUGCCCUUGAAAAGACUGACGAGGAUGAGCCAAAGACCAAGAAGCGAGGCCGAGACAGCAAGGCCAAGGGUAAAAAGGUCAAGGCCGAGGAGGAGGAUGAAGGCGAGCCGCCUGCCAAAAAGACCAAAGCCCCUGCAAAGAAAGGCAAGCAGAUCAAGGCAGAGGACGACGAGGAAGACGACGCGCCCAUUACCAAAGCCAACGUCGGUCGCGGCAGAAAGGCCAAGGCUGUGAAAGAAGAGGAAGACAACGAGGUUCCUGCUAAAAAGACCAAGGCUGCUCCUAAGUCCGCCAAGUCUAAGCAGGCCGACCAGAAGGAAGAGGAGGAGGAUGCUCUCUCCAAGAAAGCGAAGGCUACGACGAAGACAGCUUCGAAAGCUAGGAAGCCUAAGCAGGUUGGUGAGGAGGAAGAUAACGAGGACGAUGCUCCGCCUGCCAAAAGAGCUCAGGCCGCUACUAAGCCAAGAAAAUCAACUCAGGCCGCUGCGGACGAAGACGACGAAGACGAGGCUCCUUCUGCGAAAAAGACCAGAGCUGCUCCUAGACUCAGAAGAUCUACCCAGGCCGCUGAGGAGAAUGAUGAUGAGGCGGAAGCUCCCCCCGCUAAAGGGGCCAAGGCUGCGCGCAAAACCAGAAAGUCUACCAAGGCUACUGAGGAGGAAGAUGACGAUGAGGAGGAGGCGCCUCCUGCCAAGAAGGCGAAGACUACUCCCAAAGCUGCAUCAAAGUCGGCGCCCAAGGCCAAAAAGCCCGAGGCCGGUGAAGAUGAGGUUGAGGACAAGCAAGAAGAUGAAGAGGAGAAGCCCAAGCCCAGGCGCCGCGGUCGACCUUCCAAAGUAUGA
Molecule: messenger RNA, 1233 nt
Organism: Beauveria bassiana ARSEF 2860
Lineage: Eukaryota; Fungi; Ascomycota; Sordariomycetes; Hypocreales; Cordycipitaceae
Product: protein kinase rad3
Exons: 6
Coding region: 1-1233 (410 amino acids)
Molecular function (GO): zinc ion binding; DNA binding
Source: RefSeq, a predicted model, not a curated record